Acanthaster planci (crown-of-thorns starfish) is the source of this 3317-nucleotide messenger RNA. RefSeq lists its product as uncharacterized. Gene Ontology annotation, molecular function: DNA-binding transcription factor activity, RNA polymerase II-specific; protein dimerization activity; E-box binding. Gene Ontology annotation, cellular component: nucleus. NCBI's taxonomy places the organism in Eukaryota, Metazoa, Echinodermata, Asteroidea, Valvatida, Acanthasteridae. The record is from RefSeq and is a predicted model, not a curated record. Gene Ontology annotation, biological process: sensory organ development; axon development; positive regulation of transcription by RNA polymerase II.
UACACUGUACGUGUUGCGACUGUCAAUUGCAACAGUGUCACGUCACGAUCCAUAGUCAGCAGUUUUUCUGUCAUUUUGUUCGCUUUGUGGAUUGUUCAACUUGUAUCCAUUGUUGCAUGGUUCCAUUUGUUGCUUUGUUAGCCUAUCUGUCAUUUUUAUCUCGGGCCCUGGAUUUUGGAGGAUUGAAAACUGGGAUGAGAAUGCCUGCAUUGUCUGUUUUUAUACAUGAGUGACCGUGGAUAGGUGUCGACUUUAACAGAGAUCAUCUGUGAAACUCGGAUCCUUGAGAACGAGACCAACUCUCAAUCAGCUGGUAAGGGGGUGUCGGUACUUGCUCCUUGCUCUUUCAGACCAUGGAGGCCUACCGUCAUGUUUAGACAAGCAUCAGACCCAGUCUGUACUGUUAUUGAGGUUUUUCAACUUGGUCCUCAGUUAUUUCAGAGAGGCAGCUGGUCCCUUGCCGUCGACUGAGCUAGCAGGGCCCAGACGCAUUACAACUCGUACACCAUGCACUCUUCCAAGACUAGUGUGUAAGGCUCGUGCAUCCUCUGUCAAACAAACACCUGCUACGCACCUGCAGGAUUCGGAGGACGGACUAAGUGCAAGCUAGUUUCAUCAUGUCUUGGAGUCAACUAGAGGAGGAGUUUCAUUCUCAAGAGGGGUUGGAGGCGUGGUCAGCGGCCAUGGAACAGCAGGCAGCUGCCAAUGAACGACACCGUGUGCAGAAGCGGCAACUGCACCGUACCAACUCGGUAGAAGAAGGAUCUAACGAUGGUUCAGCGGAGGGAGAGUCCUCUACAGGGUCAAUUGCUGAGGAGCCCGAGAGUAUCAACAAGCGCGCCAAAACAACCCGCAAGAGCGGUGGUUCCCGACGCAGAAAAAGCGCCAAUGCGAGGGAACGAAACAUUCGACGACUAGAGAGCAACGAGCGAGAGCGCAUGCGCAUGCAUUCCCUGAACGACGCCUUCCAAGCUUUGAGGAACACCAUACCCCACGUGACCUGUCAGAGAAAACUCUCCAAGAUUGAGACAUUGACCUUAGCUAAAAAUUACAUCGAGGCCCUAUCGGACACAGUGGUCAAACUCAAGUCUGAUCUGGAUGACAUACAGUCCCUGUACGGCCUCAGCGGUAGUAAGGAAAUGGAUUCCAACAUGAACCUCGUAGGUACAAAGAAAGACUUAUUGGAUGAUGCAACAGACAUAGAGGACUUGCAGCUGAAAUUCUAACAAGAGUCUUGUUAACUGUGGAUUGGAACAUCGCAAGUCCAUCUUCAAUCGGAACUUUAAACGUCCAGUCUGCGUUAAUUGGAUCUAUAUUAUUGACCGAGCGCCUGACGGGAGAAAUUCUCCGUGCAUCGGACAAGUCGCUCCCGGCCCUAGCCUUAAGUCGUGUCAGGUCACGCGUUGGCUCGUCUUGCCAUGUAAAGUCAAUGUUCAGAGCGGUUUUGCAGAAAAGUCCCGCCUGUCAAACAAGUGACACUUACUCGCUGUCAGACCUUUCGGGGGGGAAACAGGACAGGUACCCGAGGUGAUGGCGAUCUCAGGUGCCGGCCUGUCUUCUAGAAAAAUGCAACCUGAGUGAUUGGGUGAGGAGAAAAUAGUGGCUCAGACCUUGGCAAUGUGGAAGUAUGUUGCUGGAAUGUGUGAUGGCUUCACGUCUCCUCAACGCGUCUUUUUGUGUAUGAGGGCGUGAUAAAAUUAGACUUAUAUUUUUGCAAUGAAACCGAAUUCAAAUGUACGACAAAGGUUGAUGCUGAUGACAGGACAAUGCUGAACUAUUUUGAGAAUAUUUUGAGUCAGUGAUUUAUGAACAAUACCACCUCUUGCAUUGUCCCACCUGCCACCACGGAUUUCUUCUUUAGGAUUCUGUUCUUCAGCCUCACCACUGCAUAAGAUUAAAGCUACCCGUUCUGUGUGAAGAGUGCAUGCCAUGGAUUGUGCUCCUAAAACAGUAAACCUACUACCAUUUCGUGUACCGCUGAAGGUGUGAAACCAAGUCCUGUGCGUUUCUGCUGUCGGUUGGCUUCAUCUUUGAGCGGACAAUUAUUUAUUCUGCUUCUUCUCGCUGUCUCGAGAUUGGCUGGGUGCAUCUUAUCGCCUUUUGUGAAUACGCCGAAGAUGUGAUCCUGUGAAAGGGGCUUUCUUAUGGGAACGUCUCACCUUACGCUGCCUAGAGGUAAACGGAGCCGGAACUACCUGUACAGGGAACAUGACGGCACCCGUCUCAUUCUCCCAGACAGGUUGAAGAGCUGAGACAAGAGGUUAAUGAUGUGUUCUUUCUUUGAGAUGAAUUAUCUCACCAUUUUGUUUACACUUUAAUUAGUGGACAUGUUUUAUUUUGAUUUUAUUUUCUACCUAUUUAUAAUGAAAAGGGGGACUGGAUUUCUUGUUAGAUUAAUUUUGAAUGCUUUAGGGAAGUCAGAUAUGCAACAAAAAUUCCGUCAAUGCGACGCUAUAAUGACAUAGAUCACACAAUAUGGGGGGGGGGAACUCAUGCAUUAUUCUGAGAAAAUAGGUUUUGUAGAUACGUGGCCCGGAAACGAGAUGGAAUCUGCAGAGAGUAGUCUGACUCUACACAUCCUUCAUUAAAUUACCAACUUGUAACAAACUAGUAUUUUCUAUUCCCUUUUUGCUGCGGUUGGGUUAUUCCACCGUACGGAUCAUACUAAUGCUGCUUUUUAAUGAGUUUGCCUUGUGCAGCAGAUACGUGUUUUUAUUGGCAAACGACGUAUACGGUAACAGUCUUGCUAUCUUGGCUGCAGUUGAGUUCGCAGAUAUUAUCUAUGAUAAUGAAUUGGUGAUGACUGUUUUUGUACACUGCAGCAUGAAAUCAUGUGUAAAUUCAAACUUUAUGAUUUAAAGCAUGUUGGGAAUUCCCGUUGUUAUUUUGUCCAGGAUUUGUUUUGAUUUUCUUGAACAAGCACACUCUAAUUCACGUGGUUGUGGCAGAUAACCCUAAUGAUUUUUUUUACAAAGGCUUCAAAAAUUGAAACAACUAUUGACAACACGUUGCAUUUAAGAAAGCCAAGUUACGUUGAUUUGGGCCUCGUUGCUUGUGUAGCUGAGCUACGAAAUACCAACACUCGGACAAAAAUUUGUCCUUUUAAAUAAAUUAUUGAAUAAAUGGGUAAUGAUGUCUUCCGUGUGAUUAAUGGUCAGCCCGGCCCCGCGCAUUUGCAUUAAAAAUGGCAAGCACUUUUAUUGACACGGACCAAACUAAAUAUUUGUCUCAAGAUAAAACAGAUCCAUUUUUUUUUUAAGUUUACAUUAUAGAUCGUGUAUAUUUGUUGUUUUGUUCUGUUACCUGUGAGUGAAUAU